This is a messenger RNA of Clupea harengus (Atlantic herring), 4567 nucleotides long. It is a transcript of the gene ksr2, whose product is annotated as kinase suppressor of ras 2. Gene Ontology annotation, biological process: calcium-mediated signaling; Ras protein signal transduction; protein phosphorylation. Lineage: Eukaryota; Metazoa; Chordata; Actinopteri; Clupeiformes; Clupeidae. Gene Ontology annotation, molecular function: ATP binding; protein kinase activity. Gene Ontology annotation, cellular component: cytoplasm. The record is from RefSeq and is a predicted model, not a curated record.
CUGUUCUUCUAUCGCCGAUGCGAUGCUGUUGCUAUUGCUUGGGUUUGAUUGACAGGAAACAUGUCGGUAUGGUGGGAGAGCGCCGGGAUGCAGCUGAUGGAAGAGGAGACGGGGAGUACCUGCACCCAGUUUAGAUAUCACCGUUAGAACUGUUAUACGGCACUGUAUCAUUAUCCGCUCUCUUAGGACACGGUAUCUUGAAGCUCUCUAGGUUUAUGUAAAAUAGUAAGCGCUUAUUGGUUUCCACCGAAGCCAUGGUGUUGCUGUAAUUUUAUUCCUCUUUGGCAGUAUAUAGUGCUUGAAUCAGCCCUCAUCAAAACCACAAACUGCACUACCCAGAUGAAAACACACCGCCAGGAUAUACAAAACGACAACAAUGGAGUCGCCUUUCACGUAGAUUCUCGCUUUUACAAAUUACAUAGGCUAAUUUGUCUCGACUUCACGCGUCUUAUUUACUUGUACGUGCUUGUUUUCCUUUUCGGUUGACCAAGAUCAUUUUCAACAGCAUUUUGAAAAGUACACAUUUAAUCGACUACUGCUGGCAAAUUAUGGACGAAGAUAAUAUGACAAAAAGCGAAGAGCAGCAUCUGAGUUUGCAAAAAGCCUUGCAGCAGUGCGAGCUGGUGCAAAAUAUGAUAGACAUAAGCAUUUCCAGUUUGGAAGGUUUACGGACCAAAUGUGCCACAUCCAACGACUUGACACAGAAGGAGAUACGUACGCUGGAGGGCAAGCUGGUGAAGUACUUCAGUCGGCAACUGUCCUGCAAGUGCAAAGUGCCCUUACAGGAGCGGAGCGUGGAGCUGGACGGCUUCCCUCGGCUCUGUACCUGGUUCCGCAUCGUCAACAUGAGGAAGGAGGUCACUGAGGAGAUCAGCCCGGGCCAGUUAACCCUGGAGGAGCUGCUGGACAUGAGCGAUGAGCAGGUGUGCGAAACUGUGCAGAAGUUCGGUGCCAACAUGGAGGAGUGUGCCCGCCUCAAUGCCUCGCUGUCCUGCCUCCGCAGUGCCCACAAGUCAGAACAACUCGAGGAUGACAAAUUGCAUACUAAUGGAGGUGGCAGCCUGGCCAAGCAGGAUUGUUCCAUCCAGUGGCCCACCAGCGAGUCCGGGAAGGAGAACAACCCGGCGUGCCAGCCUGAGCCCAGCCAAUGGAUCCGGCUGCAGCUCUCCCAGAGCCCCAAGGUUCAGUCCAAAUACAACCAGCACCAGCACCUGUGCCAGAGCCCCCAGGCCCUGGCGCCCGCCCUGCCACCCUCCUCCCAGGCCGACUGGCUGACAGUGGAUGCCCAUGCGGGCCUCCUCCCGUCCCUGGACUCAGGCUACCGCUCGCUGCCCCCGUCGCCUCGUCAGCGGCACUUUGCCCACACUCCCCCGCGGACGCCGUUGGUUGUCAACACCAUGACGCCACCGGGCACCCCGCCCAUACGGCGGCGGAACAAGGGGAUGAAGGCGCCGGUGACGCCGCCGUCCAGCCGCAAGCUCAUACACUUGCUGCCCGGCUUCACCACGCUGCACCGCAGCAAGUCGCACGAGUUCCAGUUAGGCAACCGCAUCGACGACAUGAAGACACCCAAAUCGAAGAAGAAGAACAAGCCCCUGAACCUAAAGAUCCCAAGCAGCGUGGGAAGCUGUGAGAACCUGCCCACCCAGCGUUCACCCGUCCUCACCGAGCGCACUCUCCGCUCCUUCUUCUUCCCCUCCUAUGUGCCCUCCACUCCGCCAGUCCACUCCGACACCAUGCCCUCUGCCAACACUCUCUUAGUGCCUCGAUGGUCCCCACAAUUUCCUCACCGAGACCUUGGAAACUCUAUCAAACACAGAUUUUCCACCAAAUAUUGGAUGUCUCAGACAUGUACAGUUUGCGGAAAAGGAAUGUUGUUCGGACUAAAAUGUAAAAACUGCAAGUUGAAGUGCCACAACAAAUGUACCAAAGAGGCCUCUCCAUGCCACCUGUUGAUCAUGCCCCGUGGAGGUAGGAUCUCUCCAGCGGGUAGUGAUGUUUCUCUUCUAAUGCUGGACCAUCAAGGAACAUCUCAAGCUAGAUUAGUCAGGACCGAGUCUGUACCUUGUGACAUCAACAACCCCCUCAGGUACACAGACCUGCACAUCAGCCAAACGCUACCGAAAACCAACAAAAUCAACAAGGACCACAUUCCUGUUCCGUACCAGCCAGACUCUAGCAGCAACCCUUCCUCCACCACUUCCUCCACUCCAUCCUCGCCAGCUCCUCCUCUUCCUCCCAGUGCCACACCUCCAUCACCUCUACACCCCUCCCCUCAGUCGGCACGGCAACACAAACCCUCAAGCCUGACAACCUCUCAUUACUUCAAAUACAAGCAGCAGUUCAUCUUUCCUGACCUGGCCCCAGAGGUUCCCAGCAGAGCACCACAGGUCGUUCUGCACCCAGUUCUGUCUGAGCCUGUUAACACCGGGAACCCUCUUCUGCAAAUUGAAGUGGAGCCAACCUCAGAUAAUGAGGAGGGGAACGAUGAGGCCGAUGACUCAGCGGACGAGUUUGAGGAGAUGAACCUAUCGCUGCUCUAUGCCCGCAACUUCCCACGCAAGGCCAGCCAGACCAGCAUCUUCCUGCAGGAGUGGGACAUCCCCUUCGAACAGCUAGAGAUUGGCGAGCUCAUUGGCAAGGGCCGCUUCGGGCUGGUCUACCAUGGCCGCUGGCACGGCGAGGUGGCCCUCCGGCUCAUCGACAUCGAGCGGGACAACGACGACCAGCUUAAGGCCUUCAAGCGCGAGGUGAUGGGAUACCGGAACACACGUCACGAGAAUGUGGUCCUGUUCAUGGGAGCAUGCUUGAACCCCCCGCACUUGGCCAUCAUCACUAGCCUGUGCAAAGGCAGGACUCUAUACUCAGUGGUGAGGGACGUCAAAGUCAUCCUCGAUGUCAACAAGACCCGACAGAUCGCUCAGGAGAUGGUUAAGGGAAUGGGCUAUCUGCAUGCCAAGGGCAUCAUCCAUAAAGACAUGAAGUCCAAGAAUGUCUUCUAUGACAAUGGUAAAGUGGUCAUCACGGACUUUGGGCUAUUCACAAUAUCUGGAGUCCUGCAAGGAGGAAGCAGAAGACAGGACAAGUUGCGAAUCCCAAGUGGAUGGCUCUGUUACCUGGCCCCUGAGAUUGUGCGUCAGCUCUCCCCCGACACCGAGGAAGACAAGCUCCCCUUCUCCAAGCAGUCUGAUGUGUUCGCUUUUGGCACUAUAUGGUAUGAGCUGCAUGCACGUGAGUGGCCUUUCAAGAACCAACCAGCGGAAGUCAUCAUAUGGCAGGUUGGCUCAGGCAUGAAGCCAAACCUCACCCAGAUUGGCAUGGGCAAGGAGAUAUCGGACAUUCUGAUGUUCUGCUGGGCUUUCGAGCAGGAGGAGCGGCCCACCUUCUCCAAACUGGUGGAUCUGCUGGAGAAGCUUCCCAAGCGCAACCGCCGCCUCUCUCACCCCGGCCACUUCUGGAAAUCAGCUGAGUAUGUCAAAUGAGUCAGGCAUGGAACAAAACUAAACUAAACUAAACAAACAAACAAACAAACAAACAAAAUCAAAGAGAGAGAGAGUAAACCAACAGACGUCCAGUGAAGCCUGCUCUAGGUCCACUCGGUGAGAGAAGGCAGCCACUGCCUAGUCUUAUGUUUCCAGUGAGAAGCUGGGUGUUUAGGUACUCAGUGUGUCCAAUCCUCCCUAAAGCGAUGAUUAGGAAGACAUUUUGUGUUUUGUUUUUUUUUACUUAAAUUUUUUUGUUUAAACAUUGAGAUUCAUGUUUUUCUGUUCUAUUGUUGUUUGGCCAUAUGAGGGGCAGCCUUUUUUUGUUCACCCAGUUGUUAUUUUUUUAAUAAUUGAUGUUUUUCGAUGUUUUAGUUUCUCAAUGUAAAGGUGUUUUGUGCCAUAAGUCAUGUCAUUGUGUAGUUAUAAUGCAUUUUUAUGAACAAAUGCAAAAGUCAUUUUCCUUCUGUGUCUGUGUGUGUGUGUGUGUGUGUGUGUGUGUGUGUGUGUGUACGUGUGUACGUGUGUACGCGCGUGUGUGCAUGUGCAUUCUUUUUUGUACGACAACAUGGGAUUGAAUGUAAAAACUAAAAUCAAAAACUGUGUUCCCUCUGAGAAAUGUACUUUAUUUUCCAGCUGUCUUUCUGCCAUUUGUCUUGCAUUGUCUGCAUUUCAAUCACUGAGCUUUACUCUUAAAGAGGCGAUACUGCGUAUCCUAUCUAUUGCUGAAUGUGAAUUAGCCCCCCCCCCCCCCCCCCAACUAUUUUUCGGGGAAUAUUGUAGGACAGGUCAUUCUGACCUAGUCAUUAUGUCAUGUCUCAUUGUCUUCACAAAAGACACUGAGAGCAUUUUGAGUAGUUGCCGUCCUGUUAGCCGUACCCUCAGGUGAUGACAAACACAAAGAGCCCUGCUAAACAGCCCCUUGCUCCAAAUGUGAGUAUGACACUUGAAAUGUAACAUUAUUACUGUGACUAACUCGUGAAUCAGUUUAACGAGAUGCUGUUACUGAGCCUAAAGACAACACAUCCUUUUUAUGUACACACACACACACACACACACACACACACACACACACACACAUGCAC